Molecule: messenger RNA, 1024 nt
Organism: Sinocyclocheilus anshuiensis
Lineage: Eukaryota; Metazoa; Chordata; Actinopteri; Cypriniformes; Cyprinidae
Product: zinc finger CCHC domain-containing protein 24-like
Exons: 4
Coding region: 63-719 (218 amino acids)
Molecular function (GO): nucleic acid binding; zinc ion binding
Source: RefSeq, a predicted model, not a curated record
GCCGGUAACAGUGCCAGAGCCUGGCACACAUCGACAAACAGCUGGAUUUAUCCAUAAGGAAAAUGAGUUUGGUUUCGGCUCUGGACGCGGUUUAUCAGCCCGCACAGCUUUUGAACUGGGUCUAUCUGUCCCUCCAGGAGUUUGAGUCUGAUGAGAAAUACAGCAGCAAACCAAAGGAGGAUCUGGACUCCAGCAUCAGCAUCAGAAGCAGCAGCAGCUUCAUUCAGGAGCGCACAGAGACUCUGUGUAGCUGCUUAUAUAAGGGCUCGUCUCCCUAUGGCUCGUUAAGCAACAUUGUCGAAGGUCUGAGUUUGCUGACGGACAGCUUCUCUGACCUCUUGCUGACCUCUGAACCCAGAAAGCCAUGCAGGAAACCUCCACCCAACUACCUGUGCCACCUGUGCUUCAAUAAGGGCCACUACAUCAAAGACUGUCCGCAGGCUCGUCCUAAAGGAGAGGGUCUGACGCCGUAUCAGGGGAAGAAGAGGUGUUUCGGCGAGUACAAGUGUCCCAAAUGCAAGAGGAAGUGGAUGAGUGGAAACUCUUGGGCGAACAUGGGUCAGGAGUGCAUCAAAUGCCACAUCAACGUCUAUCCUCACAAACAGCGUCCUCUGGAGAAACCUGACGGUCUGGACGUAUCGGACCAGAGCAAAGAACAUCCUCAGCAUCUGUGUGAGAAGUGUAAGGUGCUCGGAUACUACUGCCGUCGAGUUCAGUGACCUCUGACCUCCACAGAAGCCCGUCACGCCCUCAUCGCCUCGCUUUAGUUUGACAGUAUUCACUGAUUCCUGACUGAUUUAAAGCAGUGCUCCGGGUAAACAUGACGGAAAUGUUGUCAGCAGUGUUUAUGCAUGUUGAUUACCACAGAAAAUUACUUUUUGAAUAAUAAAUUUGUGGUUGUUAAAGGAAACGAUGCAAUGGAAUUAAAACUCAUAUGUUCACAUGAAACAUUUUUAUGAUAAAAUCACUUACUGACCUUGAUUGAUCUUGUUCAGUGCAUGACUGUGUAAAAUAAUAAAUAAAU